Molecule: messenger RNA, 1615 nt
Organism: Osmia lignaria (orchard mason bee)
Lineage: Eukaryota; Metazoa; Arthropoda; Insecta; Hymenoptera; Megachilidae
Product: zinc finger SWIM domain-containing protein 7-like
Biological process (GO): double-strand break repair via homologous recombination
Cellular component (GO): Shu complex
Molecular function (GO): zinc ion binding
Source: RefSeq, a predicted model, not a curated record
AGUAAUAGUAACUAAUUUAUUCGUUAUAUUGGUACGAGAAGAAAUUCAAAUGCUUGUAACCUAAAUUUGAUACUGUGUUGUUUUUAUACUUCAAGUAUAACGUGAAGUGAUAUUUAAAAUAGCUUUUAUGAAUUUGAAUCAGCAGACAGAAACAAAUACUUCAGCACCUAAUAUAUAUGAUGAAAAGUAUAUAGAAUUUGUAAAUAAUGUAUUGAAAGAAACAUCUGAAAGUUAUGAGAAAGAAGGGAAAUUUCUAGACAGUGUACUAUUAAAUCUAUAUAAUAUUUUUGGUGAUAUACUUGAAAGAGCAUUAGAUUUGUAUGAACAAGAACGUGUAACUCAUAUUUUCCCAUCUGAAACAGCUGGAGUAGCACCACAUAGUAGCAGAAAUAAUGCUAGAUAUUUAGUACAAGUUAAGGGAUUAUCAGGAGUACCAUAUAUUUUUUUUCCUGAUAUAAAUUACUGUACUUGUGCUUCAUUUAGAUGUCAAGUGUUAAAUGAUAGGUCUUUGUUUACUUGUAAACAUGUUUUAGCAGCUUGGUUAGCAGCAAUUACAAAAGAGAAAUUAUCUUAUCAAUAUAUAACAGAGAAACAAUUUCAGAGUUUGUUGCUAUAUCAGAGUGCUACAUGUUUUGGAACUGAAAAUGGUUUAAAAUUAACAGUAGAAGAUGCAAAAUGUAUGCAAGCUAGUGCUUAUAUUCCAGUCAAUGCAUUUGAAGUAUUUAACUUAAAGGAAGAUAUAAUUUUUAGAAUAAAUUUAAAUGUAUUGGUAGAGUGCCUUUGCAUGUUUUGGAGCAACAUAAAUAUUCACGGAAGUUCUGUGGCCUUACAGCUUUUUUAUAAAGGUAUUGGACAUCCAGUGAGUAUACUUAUAGAAGAAAAUGGUGUUAUAACAGAUUGUUCUUUAAAAACUCAAGAUCCAGAUGAGCUGUUAGAUUUUCAUCUUGAACCAGAAAAUGUUCUAAAUAAAGUAGUUCUACAAACUGAAUUAUUAAAAGAUAUAUUAUCUGAACUUGAUCCAACUAGUGACUUGAUGGAGUUAUUUCUGUCACCAUCUCCACCUUUUUUUCGUAUUAGUACAGCUGGUAUAGCUGGAAUUUGUCAUAUUGAAUUACCACAUGAUGGAGAGUUAAUAGAUAACUUUCAAUGUACUUCAACAGCUAUGUCAAGUUACAGACUGUCGCAUAUUAAGCCAGCUAUGAAGGCACUACAAUACGCUAAUAAAGUUUCUUUGAGAACAGAUACAUGUGGACUACUAUGUUUUCAGUACAUGGUAAAAACUGAUGAGGGGCAUACUUGUUACAUAGAGUACUAUAUUUCACCGGUGAUAGAUGAAAAUGAAUAAUUUCAUAGUAAAUAAUGGAAUAUUGAUAGGAUUAUAAGUAACAACACAAUUUUUUACAAUACUAUUUUUUUCUGUUGUAAGUAAUGAUUCCAAUUCGUUGUAUUCAUUUUUGUAACUUUUAUUGCGUUUAUAUAAGAAAAAUACUUUCAUACAAACUCUUUGCCAUUCCAAAUUAUUCGUAUCUCUUAUGAACGCGUUCAACAUAUCCAAUCGUGGAUAUAAUAUUAAUGAAAGCAAAUAUAUAAACUAUAUCUAACGAUGCGUAAAAAA